CUCCGAAGCUGGCCGAGACCUACUGCGUCUGCCACCUGGCAACCGGGGACAUGCUACGGGCCAUGGUGGCCUCGGGGUCCGAGCUGGGCAAGCGGCUCAAAGAGACGAUGGAUUCGGGGAAGCUGGUGAGCGACGAGAUGGUGGUGGAGCUGAUUGAGAACAACCUCGACUCCCCUCCCUGCAAGAACGGCUUCCUCCUGGACGGCUUCCCACGCACGGUAAAGCAGGCCGAAAUGCUGGAUGAGCUCCUGGAGAAGAGGAGAGAGAAGCUGGACUCCGUCAUUGAGUUCAGCAUCCCUGACUCCUUGCUCAUCCGGAGAAUCACUGGACGGCUGAUUCACCCAGCGAGUGGCCGUUCUUACCACGAGGAGUUCAGACCCCCGAAAGAGCACAUGAAGGAUGAUGUCACUGGAGAGCCCCUGAUCCGCCGUUCGGAUGAUAACGAAACAGCCUUGAAAACCCGCCUGAAGGCCUAUCACACGCAGACCUCUCCCCUGGUGUCCUACUACAGCAAGCAAGGGAUCCAUACGGCGGUGGAUGCCUCCCAGUCUCCCGACGUCGUGUUUGCUAGCAUCCUGGCAGCCUUCUCGAGAGCAACAUCUGAGUGACUCCGUGAACCAGAUGAGACACCACCAAACGCUGCACACUGCUACAUCACCCAUUGCAGCCCUCCCCUGGGUGCAGGGGAGGCAGGGAGGGAAGCUGGGAGGGGGUUAUGAUUGAUGGGUGGGGAAAAAGGAGGUGGUAGACAAGGGGCUUGGGGGCUGAUUUGGUUGGUUUUUGUUUGGAUUUCUUAUUCAGCAGAAUCAUUGUGAAGAGGAGAUGGCCUUCUCCUUAUAAAUCACUGUUUGGGGAGGCAAAACAAUUGUACAGAGUGAAACAUCUCUGCCAGUGAUCAGAUGCACGUCCUUGACCUGUCAGGAGGGUAGGGCUAGAUGCUGUUCCAGGUUUCUCCAGGACUUUCAGGGCUUGUCUCAUGGGCUCUUAGUACCCUGAGGCCACUGCAAGGUUUGCUGUGAUUUUUCUAAAGUUGCUUCCUGUCAGCGAGGACCAAAAUGAACAAAUGACUCAUCAUUUCUGAAAUGGAAAGGAAAAAAAGAUGCCAUGGUCUUUUCCUGGAAGUUUUGUUUUUCUUGUUCUGCUGCAUUCCUAAACCCCAGCAUAGAGACUUCUCAAGGUUUCUCUGCUGCUGAACAGAGGGGCUGUGGCUCUAGUCCAAGCCUGCCUUACUUGGCAAUGGGGUGGCUUUUCUGUGAUCCUGACCAAGCUGGAAUUCACACAAUGCUGAAGAAAUGCAAAAGAGACUUUCUUAAUUGACUGCAAAAAUAACACUUAAUUGGUUUUUUUGCAUUUCUUUUUAGAUCAAAUGGUGCCUUGUCUAACCUCUGAAUCAAUAAUAAAAUAACCCCUUUACAUUUUG
Messenger RNA from Gymnogyps californianus (California condor), 1420 nucleotides. It is a transcript of the gene AK2, whose product is annotated as adenylate kinase 2. Bases 51 to 608 code for a protein of 185 amino acids. Gene Ontology annotation, biological process: nucleobase-containing compound metabolic process. Gene Ontology annotation, molecular function: AMP kinase activity; ATP binding. The record is from RefSeq and is a predicted model, not a curated record. The transcript is spliced from 6 exons. NCBI's taxonomy places the organism in Eukaryota, Metazoa, Chordata, Aves, Accipitriformes, Cathartidae. Gene Ontology annotation, cellular component: mitochondrion; cytoplasm.